This is a messenger RNA of Miniopterus natalensis, 729 nucleotides long. RefSeq lists its product as uncharacterized. Gene Ontology annotation, biological process: activation of protein kinase B activity. Lineage: Eukaryota; Metazoa; Chordata; Mammalia; Chiroptera; Miniopteridae. Gene Ontology annotation, cellular component: plasma membrane; Golgi apparatus. The record is from RefSeq and is a predicted model, not a curated record.
AUGGAUGGGAAACAACAGCAGCGCUCUGUGGGUAUUGAACAAAAUGCAGCCGAGCUGCUACCCAGAAAUCCAUACUGUUCAAAUUGCGGAACACACUGUGGCUGCAGAUCCCCUCAUGUGACCUUCCAGCCGCAAUGGGUUGCAGCAAAACCAUGGUCACUCUGGAAAACAUUUCUGGUGUGUCUGUUGGCCUGUCUAAUUGCUACAACCCUCGUUGUUCUGGCCUUAUAUUUUGUUCAUUUUGGCAAGCCCACCCUUGGUACAACCAUCGUCAUUCACGCAGACGGAAAGUCUAAUCAUAUGAUCUGCAUCCCCGGUUCUACCCCAUCUCCUGCCCCCAUCCCUGGUUCUACCCCAUCUCCUGCCCCCACCCCUAGUUCUACCUCAUCUCCUGCCCCCACCACUGGUUCUACCCCAUCUCCUGCCCCCACUACUGGUUCUACCCCAUCUCCUGCCCCCACCCCUAGUUCUACCCCAUCUCCUGCCCCCACCCCUAGUUCUACCUCAUCUCCUGCCCCCACCACUGGUUCUACCCCAUCUCCUGCCCCCACUACUGGUUCUACCCCAUCUCCUGCCCCAUCUCCUACCCCAUCAAGACCUCAGAGCACUCUGUCUUCUGCCCCUGUGAUCAACCAAAGCUCUCCGGCCACGGUGCCUCCACCUACCACACAGCCAACUAAAACCACAACAGAGCAUGAUGUCGAGAUUGAAGAUAAUAAACAGCUUUGA